Molecule: messenger RNA, 5941 nt
Organism: Lethenteron reissneri (Far Eastern brook lamprey)
Lineage: Eukaryota; Metazoa; Chordata; Hyperoartia; Petromyzontiformes; Petromyzontidae
Product: neuronal membrane glycoprotein M6-b-like
Biological process (GO): neuron projection development
Cellular component (GO): plasma membrane
Source: RefSeq, a predicted model, not a curated record
CCGAAGCAACUGUGACACGCAGGGCGGGGAGACAGAGCAACCUUUAAACAAAAGCAAUACUCAUCAUCAUCAGUAUAGAAAUCAUUGUAUCAUCGUCGUCAGGAGCAGAUUAAAGGCAGCAUCAGCAUCGCUCAGCUGAAAGCAACGCGAUCAGAAACAGCGACAGUAAGACAGAAAGACAGAGAGAGAGAGACACGGUGAGUUUGAGACAGGGAGACAGACAGAAAGACACAGAGAGACACGGUGAGCUUGAGACAGGGAGACUGAAAGACAGGAAGAGAGAGAGGCAGGAAGCGACAGACAGACACUGGGAGACAGACAAACUCGGGAGACAACGCAUUUUCUCCGCUCGUCCCAGCUGUUGACGUGGACACGAAUCGACUCGCUCUUCAUCAUCAUCAUCAAAAUCUCAUCGUUGAUAAUCUCGUCGUCGCUUUGCGAGUCUAAAGUCGGGGUUCGCAGUCGUCGAGUUGACGUUAUGCGGGGGACGUCAGUCUCGGAGGUUGCUACAAAUCAUGGGCGAGAGUAACUCGGGUCUCGUCCAAGCCGCGACAAUCACGGACACAAUCGUCGACGUCCUUGGAUGUUCCUAACAUCGUCCACGACGACUUUGUUGUUGUUGGAUCAGCGGCGGAGCGGUGGUGCAGCGGUUAGCGCAGCCGCGCUGCGAAAACCACUCCAACCUGAGUUCGAUCCACCGGCGUUCGAAACGCGGCUAACGUCAGCGGCGAGUUAUAUCUGAGCCGGUCCCGUAUCGUCGCAUCCCCUUCUCUUCUCUGCCAACACCGCAGCGACCAGCGUGGUGAAGUAUGGACAAUUAACCCUCCAACCCCCCAAGCCCCCCCCCCGUGACACACACAACGGUGGGGGAAGCCCUUCAUCUCGCAGUGGAUUGAGUAAGCGCCGUGGAUUGUUAUUAUUCUGUAUGAGACGUCGUGAUGGAAAGCCGGUGCAUGCAGACGCUAACCCGAGCGGCGAUUAAUUAACAUCUCUUACGAUAGAGGGGUUCGUAACGCGUACAACUUUAGUCCUGUACAUUAUAGGAACAACGGGAAAACGACGGUCGUUAUAACGAUCUGAGAUAGAAGGGAGGCUGACCACAACUAAAUAAAUCAGGACAUUAUCAUCAUCGUCGUCAUCGUCGUCUUGAUCAUCAACAUCGGCCAUCAACCCAUCAUCAGCAACAGCAGCAGCAUCGGCACCAAUCGACGGGGUAAUCGCGAGAAAGUCAGCGGAAGAGGAGGCGAGUGGACAUGGCAGCGAGCAUCGCGAGCGAAGAGGAGGAGGCGUUGGGGUGCCGCCGCCGCUGCUCGCGCUGCGUGGGUGCCACGCCGUGCGGCUCGCUGCUCGCCACCGUCGUGUGCCUGGCCGGCGUGGGGCUGUUCUGCGGGGCGGGCCACCAGGCCCUCGGCGCCACCGAGGAACUGCUCCGCCACCGCUUCGCCUACCCCACGGACGACGGAGGGGAGGAUGGGGAGCGGAGAGGGAUCGGAAAACUGAUGGACGUGCUGCGUUACGUGCUCUACGGCCUGGCCGGGGCCUUCUGCCUCUACGGUGCCGUGCUGCUGUGCGAGGGCGCCGCCUCCACGCGCGCUCGCCGCCGCUCAUACAGCGGGGGUAGCGGCGCGUCCGCGUGCGCCACCUGCGUCAGCGGCUGGUUCAUCCUGCUGACCUUCGUGCUGGCGCUCGCGUGGCUCGGAGUGUUCGGCCUCUCGGCCCUGCCCGUCUACAUGGCCGCCUCCGUGCUCUCCGCCUGCCACUCGGUGACCCCCCCGGCCGGGUCACUCGCCCCGCCGGCCCCCAGCCGCGUCUGCGUCGACUUGCGCCAGUUCGGCGUCAUCCCGUGGAACGAGACCGCGGGGGUGCUGUGUGACACACCGCUGAGUGACAUGUGCGACAGCUCCGAGUUCACGACCGCCUUCUACCUGUACGCGGCAGCGAGCGCGGGAGCAGCGCUCACCGUGCUGUCCAUGCUCAUCUACUGCUCCGUGCUGGUGUACAACUUUGGUGUCUCGCGCCUCUACCGACGGGAGGAUUACUGCACCAAGCUGUGAAGGGAGCGGGCAUCCAACUCCCACCCAUGCCCACGGGGCACCCAGAGAUCGGCAGAACAAAGGGGGGCAGAAAAACGCUUAGGCACUCACUCACCGACUCAAUCGCUCGCUCGCUGACUUGCUCACUCAAUCACUCGCUUGUUUACUCACGCAUCCACUCACUCAAUCUCUCGCUUACUUACCAUAGCACUUGUGCCAAGACCCCUCUCCGACCACCACGCAUCUCUCUUCCCCUCCCCCCCGAGUUUUGUCACCGAUCCACAGUUCUAUGGCAGGGGCCAGUCUCUCCAUAUACGACAACCACUGUUGACUGCCCAUGAAGUGGUACCUAUUUUAUCGACCCCAGAGGGAUAACAAUGAUGGGCUGAAUCGAUCUCUUAACCCAGGAUCAAACUCACAACUUUCCGACCGUGUGUUGUAUACUCUGCCAUAGUCCUGCCAUCACUGCGAUGGGUUCCGUGGGGUUUUAACUGCCAAAGUUAAAUAAAUGGCUGGGGACUGCAUGAUCGCGACAGCAUUGUCUGCCACACGGGGCUGGUGACAGACACCUGGCCACCACUUGCCGUGACAUUGACAAUGAUAGUUAAACAGGGCUCUGCGGUGGCGAGAUGUUAUCUGCCUCGCCUGAUAUACAGGAGGUCGUGGGUUUGACCCCGACCCUGAUGCCUGCUGUAUAUUUGGAGUUUGCAUGUUCUCCCUGUGGUCGCGUGGAUUUUUCUCCGGGCCCUCCGGUUUUUUUCCUCGACAUUAGAAUCAACAUGCGCUUUAUUUGAACGCUAUACAUUUCCACGCGAUACACCACUUCGUUGAGCUAUAAUUUGUGGCCAGGUCGCCUCUGAAAAAGAGCCGUUAGUUCAGUGGGCCUUACAUGGUAAAAGAAAAAUAGUUUAUAGGGUUCACAAAGGCCGUGUCAGAGUCACCGAGAAAGUUCCAAAGGGAUACCCGGGUUCGAAUCGGUCGGGGGUUGCUGCCGCCCGUGAUGAAACCGGCUUCGGCUUCCCAAGGGAGAUGACGACUUCAUGGUCUCAGACCUGGGUCACUGAUGACAGCACACACAAAAAGUCCCACCGCGUUGAAGGUAGUUUUUCACGUAAAUAUAGAACACGUUUAGCGGUGAGGAUUUACGUUUCGGUUCGAGCGUUGUCAUUUUGACAAAUGCUGUUAACAAGGCACGUAUUAAUACACGUGUGCCACCUAUUGUGGAAUUUAUUUGAGGCCCAGUGAAGGUGACAUCGGCGGUGCGAUGUCACCUUCCCCACGGCCGUACUGGAGCACAAAGUGACGCAACCGCUCAGCUGCGAUCGUUUCGACAAUGGAAAUCUAUUCGUCUCGUGACGCUCAGAGAAGCACAAAUUGGAAUUAUAAUUAAAAGCAUUUUAAGGCACAUAUAUAUAUUUUAAAGAAGCAAAAAUAGAUUUUUUUAUUCUUUCAAAAUACCGCCAGAGCACCGGAAACACUGGGUAGGCGGAGCAAAGGAAGUUUCAGAGGUCGCUCUUUGAUCGUCGAGUACUGAAGCACAGCGUUUAAUUUCGUAACGAGACCUCGUAAUUGGUGUAAUUGUAGCGAUCGGGCUCGAGCAGGGGUGGGAAACGUGCGGCCCACGUGCCAGAUGCGGCCCACGGCUUCACUUGGGUAAGGUCCGCGUCCACACGAGGGCGACUGCCACUUCGAAACGGCCCACAAAACGAUCUUCAUCCGUCACCGCGGACACCCCACACGCGUGGAUUUUGCCCGGGUGCUUUGGUUUCUUCCCACGUGUUAAACACUCAUUAAUUGGCCGAUGACACCUUCGUAUAUAGAGAGGAUGGCAGAGCUUGGGGGGUGGGGGGGAAUUUGGCGCUGGUUCACUGGCUGUUGUUCCUCCUGUGCGGCGUGAUACAAGUUGAAAUUAUUGUUAUUAUUAAUCGGUCACCUGUUUCCUUUCACGGAGUUCUGAGCACACGGUCAAUUGCGUGGCGAGCCACUGAAGGUGUUUCAGAGUCCUAUUCGGCCCUCGGUAAGGUAAAAAAAAGUUACAUCUGUAAGGCAGAUUGUGACCUGUAGACCCGCGUUUCCAAUCACACAAAACACGAAGUCUAUUCUUUGUACACGGGAAAGGCUGACGGAUUUCGAAGACUCAUUUUUACGCUGGGUCCUGCUACGUCGGGAUGUUUGGCCAUUCCAUCGAUGAGUGUGUGACUUGUGGAAAGGCAAACAGGAAUGUGUGGAGAAAACUGAUGCACACGAGGGGAUAAUACACAAACGGAUUUAAUCCACAGACAGAACCACGCCCUAUGUGGAUCAAGCCUAUGGCUGUACUGCCAUCUCCUGCCCCCCACCCCUCUCUCUCAGUCCGAGAUGUCAGAUUUUAAAAUAAGUACUCAAAAGUGAAUCAACUACUUGCUAACAGCAUGAAUAAUUCUAUACGUCCUUGCUAAUAAUUUAAAAUCCCUUCGAGGCAAAUAUGCCUUCGAGGCAAGCACAUGUAGUGAACUUAUAAUCACAACAAUAUAGUUACUUUAUUCAAAAUCAAUUAAACGUCAUAGAAAGCAUACAUUCAAAGUGCACCCAUUUUCAGUGCAAGGUGCACACCAGACCAAACAGAGUGCACCCACCCACGUGCUGAGACAAGGCUCUGCUCGCACGCGCGUGUGAUUGGCCGGCGCGUUUCGACGACUUGCCCCCUGCCCCGCCUCCUGCCUGCACGCUAAUCCCCCUCCCCCCCUCCCCCCACCACCCCACACAGGAGGGCUAGACUUUUAGUGUGGCACCGUGCGUGUUUCUAGCGUUAUUUCCCGCAAUAGACUUUAUUUUUGUUGGAGUUGUGUGUUUUUUUUAAACUAGUCCAAUGUUGAGUAUUAAUAAAAUGUGCGUAGCGUUUUAGGCGACUUUGAUGUCGUGAAACUUGUAUGUGGUGAGGUCAUCGGACUACGGUUCCCCAGCUCUGAACCCCAACUCCUGACCCCAAACCUUCACCCCCCACCCUAUCACUGAUCCCUAACCCAUAUACUGCACCCCACAAACCCCUAACUCCAAGCCCUAAUCCCCAACUCCAACCCUUAACCUCCUAACCCCCUAUCCCCAACCCCUAAUCCCUAACUGCAACCCCGAACGGUAAACACCUAACUUCCAACAACUCCGUAGCCCCUCGACUCCUAUAAACCCAGUAGUAGUAUGUUUUUACCCUUUAAACUGGUACAAAACUGAUACCUUAAUACAAGGCAUCAUGUUUGCAAUAACCAUAACACAAGCAGUCAAAAUGCAAACAAAAAGAAACAACACUGAUAAUGAUAUGCACUGUCCUUGAAGUUGAUUGGUCCACACCCGAGACAGCUUUGCUUAGAGCUUAGUCCAGAUGACGCCAAAAGGUGUACAUUAUCAGAGUUGUUUCUUUUUGUUUGCAUUUUGACUGCUUGUGCUGUGGUUAUUGCAAACAUGAUGCCUUGUAUAAAGGUGUCAGUUUUGUACCAGUUUAAAGGGUUAAAACCUACUACUAUAUUUUGCCACUGGUAAAGGAGGUCUCAUAGUGUAAAUCCUAUAAACCCCUUUUCCCACAGCCUUUCCCUCGGCAACUGGAUGGCACGGCAUCAUCCCCACGUGGCGUUCGUUUUACCACCCACCGCAAAGGAAUGUCAUUGCUGAUGACGAUGAUGGCGGUGAUGAGAGCGGUUGAAGGGACUGAAUUGGAUGUCAACGUGGCAUAUUGCAACUGGGGAAGAAGUCUCACCUCUCUAGAUUUGAAGCUUUCGUAACUGCAAGGAUUCAUACUCUUAGGUUUUUUUCGGUAAAGUCACGUAGGUAAAAUUUUUUAAAUUAAUUAAAGUAAAAUAAAACAAAUUAAAAAAUUCACGACGUUUCGGAAGCAACACAAGCCUCCGUCUUCAGGUGGAACCGUCACAGCCACGACA